Messenger RNA from Xylona heveae TC161, 1748 nucleotides. RefSeq lists its product as hypothetical. The record is from RefSeq and is a predicted model, not a curated record. NCBI's taxonomy places the organism in Eukaryota, Fungi, Ascomycota, Xylonomycetes, Xylonales, Xylonaceae. Bases 1 to 1317 code for a protein of 438 amino acids. The transcript is spliced from 2 exons.
AUGACUUCCGGCGAUGCUCCAUCCGUUGGGUUGCUAGAGUCUGCUAGCUGUGGUGCUAUGGGUAUCUCGACUUCUGGUACCAAUACGGCACAUCCCUGUCUCGACCAAACCUAUGUGACCAAAAAUGGAGUCUCACAAGAGCGGGCAAAUGUGCAUCAAACUUCUACUCAGCCACGCCACGCCUCUGAACCACUUACAGGGCAAAAAGACACAUACGUUGCAAAUGGACAUGGAGAGGGAGAGUCUGAAUAUAAACUUUCACAGGAAAAGUCGGAAGGAAUAAGCUCGUGUCAAGGGCCCGCUCAAGAGCUUCGAGAGCUGCUGGACGAUAGGAUCUACCCCAUCGAAGACGAUAUUAUCCGGUUGCACGUUAAGCUCGAUGACUUACGCGUGGUAGUUAAUGAGAUUCGUGGUGCGGUCAAAAGUUGGGAUUCGAAGAUUGAACCAGAUAUCAAAAAUCCGCCGGCGGCUGUUCCUGACGGUAUCAAUCGCACUGGCAAUCAUUCUACCAACGGAAGUAGUUCUGCGUUUGAUUCUGUGCCCGUAUCUUCCAAAACCGAGUCAAGCCAACCAAUGUCUGUCUCUUCAUUAUCCACGAAUUCCUCAAGUCCUUCUCUAGUGCCUAACAAUGACUCGGUCUCCAUUAUGACCAUUACAUCAGCUAUUCGUGAACUUGCAACAACGCUUCAAGGACAGCAAGCUCGUUGGGACCUCGACGAGGUAGGAUUUUUCAGUCCUGGAGACGAACAGCCGCUUUCCUACAUCAACAACACAGUCAUAUACUCUGACGUCUUCCAUUUCGUUGACAGGAUUCGCGAUUACGCAACUCUCAAAGGAGAUAAGUUGGUGGCUGGAAAUCUAUUUCUUUGCCUCCGUGGAGAUGCAUUACUCUGGUAUGGACAUUUGAGUGGCGCCAAAAAGGCAAUUCUUCACCAGAGUCUCAGCACAUGGUGUGCCGAACUCAUUUCACGCUUCAAAAUGCCUGGCGUUGUUGCACUCCAGAAAUUAUGCAAUGACAAGUUCACAGUCGACGACGUGCGUUCCGGCAGAAACAUCUCGGACUAUCUGUACUCUAUUGUUCGCUAUGCACGCUCAGCAGGCUUCGAUCAGGUUUCUGACCAAAUUGACUUUGCGUAUCGUGGAUUGGAUCCAAUAUUGAGGGAGUAUUUGGCCCCUCCUUCUGCCGAUACGUCAAUUGUUCGGUUUGAGAGCCAGCUGCGUGCCCGCUUGCGUCUGUGGAUUGAGGAAUUUGGUCAAUCCAAAUCUAUUGAACGAAUUAUUAUUCAUGCUGAUCCUACCUUGGCGGCUCAUCUUUGAUGUCGUGCUUUUCCGAUUACCGGCUCAUGGUUGGGUGUGGAAAUGGCAUUGUGGUGACGUUGAAAAUUUAUUGUAGCGUUAUUCUCAAUUUCCGUCUCCUUGUUCUGUCUACAUCGAUAUCCUCUAUGCGAUUCAUUUCCCCAUUGCUUUGACAAAUUCAUUAUUUCAUUUAUGAACCCCGUAUCACCCUUGCAAAUACUCACUUUCUCCGGAAAUCAAGCUUCCAUCUAUUCUUCAUUGUCAUCGCGACUCUCAUUGCUUGUAUGCUUAAAGUAGGAGUCUAGAAAUGUUCCACUGGAAACUCAAAGCAGUAUCAUAUGCCUAUUCUUUACAUCUGGCGCCCUUUUUACUCUGCGGCACGAUAACGUAUAUCUCUGCACGGCACGUCACUUUUAUCUCAGAUAGAUAUUACUCGAAUCAAUGCAACAGAC